This is a messenger RNA of Ficedula albicollis (Collared flycatcher), 972 nucleotides long. RefSeq names its product mas-related G-protein coupled receptor member A8-like. The record is from RefSeq and is a predicted model, not a curated record. Bases 1 to 972 code for a protein of 323 amino acids. Gene Ontology annotation, biological process: G protein-coupled receptor signaling pathway. Gene Ontology annotation, cellular component: membrane. Lineage: Eukaryota; Metazoa; Chordata; Aves; Passeriformes; Muscicapidae. The transcript is spliced from 4 exons. Gene Ontology annotation, molecular function: G protein-coupled receptor activity.
AUGGAGGUGAACACUGUGUCCCCUCUUUUCACCUCAUUGACUGACGGAGGGAAUGGGGCUGUCCUCUGGCUCCUCCACAUUCAUGGCAUCACCGACUUCUUCAUCUUCAACCAGGCUUUCACUGACUUCCUCUUCCUCGUCUUCACAGUGCCCUCCUCCCUGCUCUUCCUGCUGGAGGAAGUGUCCUGCUCUGCUAUAAUGCCCCAGAUGUAUUUGAGCUUGCUUUUCCACCUGUCGCUCUUCUCCUACAACAUGGGGCUGUACCGGCUGAUGUUCAUCAGUAUCGACAGGUGCAGGUCCAUCCUCUGCCUGUUUUUCUGUGGUUGCCAACUUCCUGACCGCCUGUUGUGGGUGUUGAUGAGUGUCCUGUUCUGGGCCUUCUUCUUUGUUGUCAUCGUUGUCAUUCCCACCAUGACCGUCCUGUUCUGGGCCUUCUUCUUUGUUGUCAUAGUUUUCAAUCCCACCGUGACUUCCCUGUGCCAGUCACACCAGCAGGAGCACUGCCGAGUGCCUCUCCUCUCCAUGUACGUCCUCAACCUCUUCCUAUUUGCUGCACCCAUGGUCAUUUCCAGCACAAUCCUCUUCAUUCAUUUCAUGCCUGGCUCCCAGCAGCAGCAACACAAGCGGCUCGACAUCGUUAUCUUCCUCGUUGCACUCUCCAGUCUGCCCCUCAGUCUCUGGUAUUUCCUGCAGCAGUUUGGUUACACAGUUGUGUCCACCCAGGUGGUUUUCCUACUCGCCUGCAUCAACAGCAGCAUCAAACCCUUCAUCUACUUCUGGGUGGGGAGCUGGAGGAGAGAUUACUCCAUGGAGAGCUGCAGGAGCCACUGCUCCAUGAAAGAUUACUCCAUGGAGAGCUGCAGGAGCCACUGCUCCAUGAAGUCCCUAAGGGUAGCUCUCCACAGGGUGUUUGAGGAGCCAAAAGAAAACCCUGCCUGCAGUGGUGCUGCCACCACAGACACAGCGGUGUGA